Dentiscutata erythropus is the source of this 1047-nucleotide messenger RNA. The record is from the annotation of a GenBank genome assembly. Lineage: Eukaryota; Fungi; Glomeromycota; Glomeromycetes; Diversisporales; Gigasporaceae.
AUGGAUGAAAUACCUGAAUUGGUCGAAAUAGCUGAAACUAUUGAUUCUUCUGAGUCGAAGGUGAAAAAUACUGAUAAAGCCCUUAAUUCAAAGGUUCCUAUAACAAUAAUUACUGGCUUCCUCGGUUCUGGAAAAACCACAUUACUUAAUUAUAUUUUAACAAAGCAACAUGGAAAAAGAAUCGCCGUUAUCUUGAACGAAUUUGGCGAAAGUAUCGGAAUUGAAAAAGCAUUAUCAAUAAAUCAAGACGGCGAUUCAUUUGAGGAAUGGUUAGAAUUACAAAAUGGAUGCUUAUGUUGCUCUGUCAAAGAUAACGGUGUAAAAGCAAUUGAAGAUCUUAUGCAGAAAAAAGGAAAAUUCGAUUAUAUUUUGUUGGAAACUACAGGCCUUGCUGAUCCAGGUCCAAUUGUUUCAAUGUUCUGGUUAGACGAUGAUUUAGGCAGUGACAUAUAUCUGGAUGGUAUCGUUACAUUAGUUGACGCAAAAUACAUCCUACAAUACAUUUCGGAGAAGAAAGCAAAUGAUUCGAUUAAUGAAGCUGUUCGAGUUCCUUUAGAUUUCAUUUUGGACAUUCAUGCAUUCGACCUUAAACAACCACCUACUUUUGUGUCAUCACAAACUUUAAAUAAAGACAGUACAGAACAUGAUCAUGAUCAUAACCAUCAUCACAUCGAAGAGGAGGUUAAAACCAUAUGUUUAACAGAAUUCCCGUCACCGACACUCGAUUUGACAAAAGUAGAGCAAUGGAUUCAAAGCCUGUUAUGGGAAAAAAUGAUUCCAACAAAUAAUAAUACUACAUCAGAUCAAUCUAAUCCUCAAAUAACAAUUCUAAGGCUUAAGGGUAUUCUUACACCGAAUCAUGAUAUAAAGUCGCGUGUUGUCGUCCAAGGGGUUCAAGAGUUAUACGAUUUACAAUAUAUUCCUAGUGAUAUAAAUGAAAGUGUUGAGAAAAAAGGAGUGAUAAAAGACAAAAUCGUAAUAAUUGGAAAAAAUUUAGAAUAUAUGAAAUUGAGAAAUUCAUUAUGGAAUUGGAUGAAUUGGAUAUAG